UAAUAAUAAUAAUAAUAAUAAUAAUAAUAAUGCUUUAACGUCGCACCAACACAAGAUAUGUCAUUAUGGUUACUGAUGGAGGAAGACCUCAGGUGCUCCUCUGUACAUCAUUUCAGGCUCAAACGGGCACCUGAGUAGUAAUUAUAACAAUAACAAAAAUAAGAAUGUUUAUAAAUCAUGGUAUCAUUAAUAAUUAACUUAUAGCAAACAUAAAAUUUUAGAAAUCUUUUCAUUUUUAAUUACAAGCUACGGUGGUGCUUCUAAAAUUACACGCAGCCGAGCGAUUUAACAUUAUACUGUUUAAAGGCCAAUUAUAACUCAACAAUGUUUUAUUUUAUUUUUCAAAUUAAAGCUUUUUAAUUUUGGUGUACCUUUAUAAUAUCCUAAACUACUCAUUGGCAAAUUAUCUUUUUUCAGCUGUUGCUUUUUGGUAGAGAGUACAUGUAUAGUAAAUAAGUAUUUUGUAUGGAUGUCAAAGUAUUAAUUUGAUUACAAUAUGCUUCUUUUAUGACGAAUUAUUUCACAUUAAUCAUUACUUUUGUAGGUAACAUACAUUUUGCAUUUUUCUAAACCCACCAUUUUAAGAUUAAAAAUGUCAUGUUUGCCCUUGUUGUUCCAUAAUGUGCCUUAAACGAGAAAUGAUUUGAGCCGCACCAUGACAAAACCAACGUAAUGCGUUUGCGACCAGCAUGGAUCCAGACCAAUUUGCGCAUCCGCAAAGUCUGAUCAGGAUCCAUGCUGUUCGCUAUCAGUUUCUCUACUUGUAAUAGAGUUGGUAAUCGAACAGCGGAUGCGCAUGCUGGUCUGGAUUCAUGCUGGUCGCAAACGCACUGUGUUUGUUUUGUCGUGACGCGGCUCAUUUAUUGUAGAUGGAACAACAGACAGGUAGAAUUUACACGAUGAUAAUAGCUGUUACCGCAUUAUUUCUCCUUCUACUCAGACGUUUUGAAAUAUCGGACGCAGCAACAUGCGGUCAACGAAGCUACAACCCUACAUAUCAUAUUUGUUGUAAUGGCGUCCUUACUUCUAGAGGAUCGAAUAGAGCAUGUUGUGGAACAAGAGCGUACAGUCCUACAUUUCAAAUUUGUUGUAACGGGGUGAUCCGUUCUAGAGGAUCGAAUACAGCAUGUUGUGGAACAAGAGCGUAUAAUCCUACAUUUCAAAUUUGUUGUAAUAGGGUUAUCCGUUCUAGAGGAUCGAAUACAGCAUGUUGUGGAACAAAAGCGUAUAAUCCUACAAUCCAGAGUUGUUGUAAUGGCGUCCUUAGUUCUAAAGGAUCGAAUAGUGCAUGUUGUGGGACAAGAUCGUACAAUGCUGCAUUCCAGAUUUGCUGUAACGGGGUUAUCAGUUCUAGAUGAUCGAAUGGAGCAUGUUGUGGGACAAGAACUUAUAAUCCCACAUUCCAGAUGUGUUGUAACGGGGUUAUCAGUUCUAGAGGAUCGGAUAGAGCAUGUUGUGUAACAAGAGCGUACAGUCCUACAUUCCAGAUUUGCUGUAACGGGAUUAUCAGUUCUAGAGGAUCGAAUGGAGCAUGCUGUCGUACAAGAGCGUAUAAUCCUACAUUCCAGAUUUGCUGUAACGGGGUUAUCAGUUCUAGAGGAUCGAAUAGAGCAUGUUGUGGAACAAGAGCGUACAAUCCUACAUUUCAAAUUUGCUGUAACGGGGUUAUCAGUUCUGGAGGAUCGAAUAGAGCAUGUUGUGGAACAAGAGCAUAUAAUCCUACAAUCGAGAGUUGUUGUAAUGGCGUCCUUAGUUCUAAAGGACCGAAUAGUGCAUGUUGUGGGACAAGAUCGUACAAUCCUACAUUCCAGAUUUGUUGUAACGGGGUUAUCAGUUCUAGAGGAUCGAAUAGAGCAUGUUGUGGAACAAGAGCGUAUAAUCCUACAAUCGAGAGUUGUUGUAAUGGCGUCCUUAGUUCUAAAGGACCGAAUAGUGCAUGUUGUGGGACAAGAUCGUACAAUCCUACAUUCCAGAUUUGUUGUAAAGGGGUUAUUAGUUCUAGAGGAUCAAAUAGAGCAUGUUGUGGAACAAGAGCGUAUAAUCCUACAAUCCAGAGUUGUUGUAAUGGCGUCCUUAGUUCUAAAGGAUUGAAUAGUGCAUGUUGUGGGACAAGAUCGUACAAUGCUGCAUUCCAGAUUUGCUGUAACGGGGUUAUCAGUUCUAGAGGAUCGAAUGGAGCAUGCUGUGGUACAAGAACGUAUAAUCCUACAUUCCAGAUUUGCUGUAACGGGGUUAUCAGUUCUAGAGGAUCGAAUAGAGCAUGUUGUGUAACAAGAGCGUACAGUCCUACAUUCCAGAUUUGCUGUAACGGGGUUAUCAGUUCUAGAGGAUCGAGUGGAGCAUGCUGUCGUACAAGAGCGUAUAAUCCUACAUUCCAGAUUUGCUGUAACGGGGUUAUCAGUUCUAGAGGAUCGAAUGGAGCAUGUUGUGGGGCAAAAACGUAUAAUCCUACAUUCCAGAUUUGCUGUAACGGGGUUAUAAGUUCUAAAGGUUCGAAUGGAGCAUGUUGUGGAGCAAAAUCGUAUAAUCCUACAUUCAAGAUUUGUUGUAAUGGGGUUAUCUGUUCUAAAGGAUCAAAUACAGCAUGCUGUGGAACAAGACCUUACAAUCCUACCUUUAAGAGGUGUUGUUAUGGACAAUUGUGCUAAAUGUCUUAUAACAAGUAAAGCCUUUUUAUGCAAAAUUGACAGAAAUGAAGGGACUAUUCUUACUGCUUGAUAUUAUCAGUUUUAAAAUUCAUUGUAACAUGAGCAAAAUAUGUGUAAGUUUAUAUUUACCGGAGCACAUUAAUUAAGUUAGUGGCGUAUAUACAAUAUUUACAAUCUUAAAAUGAUUUAUUAUAUAAAAAUGUUGGUUCGGUAUAAUAAAACACAGGGUGUGGAGCUCCAAACGCCUUAAAAUCUAAAGAAAUUGUAUAGUUGCCAAUCUUAACACAUAAUUUUAAUUUGUCGUUGACAAAAUCACACACUUACUCCCAAAAUCAUCUUUUAUUCCAAUUCAAUAUUUUCACAUAUAUUCCUUUUGUCUAUCGACACCGUUCAUAUCAUACUCCACGAUAAUGGUCAAUUUUAAACUUCAACUUCGUCUUUGAAUUUAAUGUAAAUAACACAACAGGCAAAAGAAACAUGAUUAAAAGAAGAAAAUAUUGAAAUGGUUUAUUUUAAGACUGUUGAAUACUCACCCAGUUUUUGAAAAUAUUUUUGAAAACAAAAUCUCCAAAUAGUUGACUGUCCUGAAUAUAACGAAAUGAAAGCCCAAAAAUAAAUAUCAUUCAGCCGAAAUGAUUUUGUACCAUAACGUGAAUAAAGUAGGAUGAUAAAUAUACUUCAAAUGUAUAUAUACUUAUGUCAUUUUUGUUUGGGGAAUAAAUGUGUAAAGUAUCAAUUUUGUACGUAAUAUAUAAUAAAUCUUCAUGAGUAAUA
Messenger RNA from Ruditapes philippinarum (Manila clam), 3422 nucleotides. Its product is annotated as galaxin-like. Lineage: Eukaryota; Metazoa; Mollusca; Bivalvia; Venerida; Veneridae. The record is from RefSeq and is a predicted model, not a curated record. The transcript is spliced from 2 exons. Bases 1407 to 2648 code for a protein of 413 amino acids.